Molecule: messenger RNA, 907 nt
Organism: Pomacea canaliculata
Lineage: Eukaryota; Metazoa; Mollusca; Gastropoda; Architaenioglossa; Ampullariidae
Exons: 6
Coding region: 42-743 (233 amino acids)
Source: RefSeq, a predicted model, not a curated record
GUCUCAUUUAGUGAGUAAAUAGUCCGUGUAUACAAGUCAAGAUGGACGACGAAACAGCAGCUGGCACCGAUAAUAUCGUUGCAGAAUUCAACACAUAUGAAGAGUUUUUGGACUCACAGAUCACCUCUUUUGAUCUAUACUAUUUAGAGGACCAAGAACUAGCGAGGCAGUUAGUUGAGCUUGGUUAUCGUGGCAGUGGUGAGGUGCUGAAGCGGGAGGAGUUUGAAGCCAGGAAGGCUGCCGCGGAGGCCAGCAGACUUUCAAAGCGCAGUCAGCAAAAGACUCUAGCUAGUACGGGCAAAGAGCUGAAAGAUCCUUUUCUCCGAGCUUUGGCAACACGAGAAGAAGCAAACAGAAGCGGGAAGAUGACAACAAUUAUAUUCAUUCGUGACAAAAAUGCACGAGGUCAGGAAAUAUCAGGAUAUAUUGAUUAUGCUUAUCGCCUGAAAACUGAAGAUUUUGAGCCAUACUUCGUAGGUAGAAAACGACUUCUGCCCAGAGCCUCAGACUUGAGUUUUUACAAUUGGGAAACACAAACCUCUACUUCCAAUCCAACACCAAACUACCAAGUCAUUGCUGAGAAUGCUUCUGGACUUCUGUUUAAGAAUAAGCGGGAUCGUAAAAUUAUCAAUGUAGACCCCAAGGCACUAACACCAGGCGACAACUCAACCAGAACUGUUGUGGAGACUCCCAAGUACAUCCAGGUUGUUAUCUAUGACCACAUUACACGCAGGAAGACAUGAACAGGUUUUAGGUGAAAUAUACAAGAAUGUUUAUAAAGGUAGUGGAGAGACUUUUCUGUUGCUGCUUUAAGGCACAUAUUUUACAUAUCAAGGACAAUAUUAACAAAGGUGAGAAUUUUAAAUGUGUAAAUACACAUGUAAAUAAAUAUUGUUUGUUUAAUGAA